Molecule: messenger RNA, 732 nt
Organism: Malurus melanocephalus (red-backed fairy wren)
Lineage: Eukaryota; Metazoa; Chordata; Aves; Passeriformes; Maluridae
Gene: ALMS1
Product: ALMS1 centrosome and basal body associated protein
Exons: 3
Coding region: 1-678 (225 amino acids)
Biological process (GO): regulation of centriole replication
Cellular component (GO): cytosol; centriole; centrosome
Source: RefSeq, a predicted model, not a curated record
AUGUUUGAUAAAGAMUUGCUGGGUUUGGAUUGGGAUGGACAAAUUCACAGGAAUUGUCUCCAAAUCUUCUUUCUCUCCUGUGCUUUUUUAACAGGGGCUCCCUGGCUUGUCCAGGCGGAGGAUUUGAAAUGUGAAUCGAGGAAAGAAAACCAAUCCAGUGGCACUGGUGGCCCUGGGCCGGCCUGGUUUGAGCCGUGGAGCAGCAGCAAACCCUGGAGGGAACCUCUGCGRGAGAAGAACUGGGAGGAGCAGCAGCACAGCGGGGUCCAGGGGACAGCUGGGGACAGAGGGGCUGCAAAGGGGCUGGGACAGCCCUUGGGAAAGCUCACACUGCAGGAGGCUCUGGCCCUGCACCGCCCCGAUUUCAUCUCCCGCUCGGGGCAGCGGCUGCGGCGCCUGCGGAGACGCCGGGAGGAGAGGAGGCUGCAGAGGCUGCUGCAUUCCCAGAGAGAACAAUUGCUGCAAAUCCAGGGGGAACAGCUGCUGCAGAUCCAGGGGGAACAGCUGCAAAUCCAGAGGGARCAGCUGCAAAUGCAGAGGGAGCAGCUGCUGCAGCCCCCGGGGAAGAGGCAGCACUGCAGGAGCGCCCGUCAGCUGCUGCCAGACAGAGGUUUCCCGAUGAAACAAAAAAGAAGAGCAAUUCCCAAGAGUGAAAUGAUUCAAAGAUCUAAAAGGUAAAAUUCAGGGAAUUGUGUUUCGGGUGGAUCAGUGUCCUGGGGAGGGAAGAGCUUU